This is a messenger RNA of Oryctolagus cuniculus (rabbit), 4453 nucleotides long. NCBI's taxonomy places the organism in Eukaryota, Metazoa, Chordata, Mammalia, Lagomorpha, Leporidae. The record is from RefSeq and is a predicted model, not a curated record.
GGGGAGGCAGGCUCCUCCGGGCACUGCGGGUGCGGAGCGAGCCCCGACUACCCCCGGUGCGCGCUGGGCCGCGGCCAAAUGGACCGAGUUCUCCAGCGGGGGAUGCGCGCCGGCGGCCACCUGCGACCCCUCAGCCCGCCGCCCCGCCCCAGUGAGAGGGAGCCCCGGCGCGGGGUCCCCGUCGCCCCCGGCGGCCCCGCUCUCCGUUGCCUGCGGGCGGCGCCUGCCCUCUCCGUGGCUCUGCGGAGCCGGGCGGUCCCCGGGGAUCAGCUUCCACUUCCGGAGUCCGGGCGUGUGCAGCGCCCCGCACGGCGGACACCGGGGUCCAGCGCGGUGCGGCUCGGGGCGGGGCCCGGCGAGGGGCUCGGCCGGGGAGCGACAGCCCUGGCAGCCAAUGAGCAGCGAGAGCUGCGCCGGGCGCGGCUCCCAUUGGUCUGCCCCACCCCGGGGGCGGGCCUUCGCGGAGCUCCUUACUGUUGGCCCUGCUCGCUGGAACCCGGGGCGCGCUGCGAUGCGGGGCCGAGGUUCCGAGGUGUUGCCCGCAGCCGCACAGCGCGUCCUCGGCCUGACCCUCCGUGCCGUCCGCGUCCAGGCCCACCAUGGCCUUCCGGACGCAGCUGCGGCUGCUGCUGUGGAAGAACCUCCUGUACCGCAGGAGACAGCCGGUGCAGCUCCUGGUGGAGGUGCUGUGGCCGCUCUUCAUUUUCUUCAUCCUGGUGGCCGUGCGCCGCUCGCACCCUGCGCUGGAGCGCCACGAAUGCCACUUCGCCAACAAGCCGCUGCCGUCGGCGGGCACCGUGCCCUGGCUGCAGGGCCUGCUCUGCACGCUGAACAAUACCUGCUUCCCCCGGCCCACGCCCGGCGAGCAGCCCGGACGCCUGGACAACUUCAACGACUCCCUGGUCUCUCGGCUGCUGGCUGACGUUCACACAGUACUGGGGGGCCCCAGUGCCCGCCGGACGCUGGCCGGCCUGGGGAAGCUGAUGCCGGUGCUGAGGGCGGCCGGCAGCCAAGCCCGACUUCUGUCCCAGGAGCGACCUUCACCGGCCACUCAGCUGCUGGGGACGCUGCUGCCCGGGACACCUCUAGUGUCCACACUGGGCAGCUUUGUGGACGCUGCUGAGGACCUGGCCCAGGAGCUGCGGGCGCUGUCCAGCCUGGCGGAGCUGCGGGCGCUGCUGCUGAGACCCCGAGGCGCGGGCAGCCCCCUGGAGCUGGUGUGGGAAGCCCUGUGCAGUGCGCGGGGCCCCAGCAGCCCGGCCGGCCUCUCCCUCAACUGGUUCGAAGCCGGGGACCUGAAGGAGUUGGUGGGGUCGGAGCCGGGGCCAGCCCUGCCUGUCGGCAGCCUGAGCCCCACCUGCGUGGAGCUGCUGGGGGCCCCGGGGGACCGGCCCCUGUCCCGCCUGUUCUGGAGGUUCCUGAGGCCGCUCCUGCACGGGAGGCUGCUGUUCACGCCUGACACGAACUUCACCCGGCAGCUCAUGGCGCAGGUGAACCAGACCUUCCAGGAGCUGGCCAUGCUGAGGGACCUGCCCGAGGCCUGGAGGACGCUGGGCCCCCAAAUCUUCGCUUUCAUGAAUGACAGCACGAACGUGGCCGUGCUGCAGAGGCUCCUGCGAAUGCGGGACAAAGGCAGGAGGCCCGAGCAGGCCGAGGCCCUCAGCGCCUUCCUGGACCCCAGCCUGGGCGGCUACAGCUGGCGGACGGCGCACGCAGACCUGGAUCGCCUGAUGGACGGGCUGGGCCGAGUGAUGGAGUGCGUGUCCCUGGACAAGCUGGAGGCCCUGCCCUCCGAAGCUGCCCUGGAGGUCCGGGCGCUGCAGCUGCUGGCCGAGCACCGCUUCUGGGCGGGCGUGGUCUUCCUGGGGCCCGAGGACCCCCUGGACCCCACGGAGCUCCCAGCUCCAGACCUGGGGCCCGGCCACGUGCGUCUCAAGAUCCGCAUGGACAUCGAUGAGGUCAUGAGGACCAAUAAGAUCCGGGACAGGUUUUGGGACCCCGGCCCGGCGGCAGAUCCCCUGACCGACCUGCGCUACGUGUGGGGCGGCUUCGUGUACCUGCAGGACCUGCUGGAGCGCGCGGCCGUGCGCGUGCUCAGCGGUACCGACCCCCGCGCCGGCUUCCACCUGCAGCAGAUGCCGUACCCCUGCUACGUGGACGACGUGUUCCUGCGCGUGCUGAGCCGCUCCUUGCCGCUGUUCCUGACGCUGGCCUGGAUCUACUCGGUGGCGCUGACCGUGAAGGCCGUGGUGCGGGAGAAGGAGACGCGGCUGCGGGACACCAUGCGCGCCAUGGGGCUGGGGCGCGCAGUGCUGUGGCUCGCCUGGCUCCUUAGCAGCCUGGGGCCCUUCCUGCUCAGCGCCGCGCUGCUCGUGCUGGUACUCAAGCUGGGGGCCAUCCUCCCCUACAGCCACCCCGGCGUGCUCUUCCUGUUCCUGGCGGCCUUCGCCGUGGCCACGGUGGCCCAGAGCUUCCUCCUGAGCGCCUUCUUCUCGCGGGCCAACCUGGCGGCCGCCUGCGGGGGCCUGGCCUACUUCGCCCUCUACCUGCCCUACGUGCUGUGCGUGGCCUGGCGGGACCAGCUGCCCGCGGGGGCCCGUGUGGCCGCGAGCCUGCUGUCGCCCGUGGCCUUCGGCUUCGGCUGCGAGAGCCUGGCGCUGCUGGAGGAGCAGGGCGAGGGCGCCCGGUGGCACAACCUGGGCAGCGGGCCGGCGGCCGACGUCUUCAGCCUGGCCCAGGUCUCGGGCCUGCUGCUGCUGGAUGCCCUACUCUACGGCCUGGCCACCUGGUACCUGGAGGCCGUGUGCCCAGGCCAGUACGGCAUCCCUGAGCCGUGGGACUUCCCCUUCCGGAGGAGCUACUGGUGUGGGCCGGGACCCCCUAAGGGUCCUGCCCCACCCCCUGCCCCGCAGGACCCGAAAGUGCUGGUGGAGGAGGCACCGCCCGGCCUGCGCCCCGGGGUCUCCCUGCGGGGGCUGGAGAAGCGCUUUCCCGGCAGCCCCCAGCCAGCCUUGCGGGGCCUCAGCCUGGAUUUCUACGAGGGCCACAUCACCGCCUUCCUGGGCCACAAUGGGGCCGGCAAGACGACCACACUGUCCAUCCUGAGCGGCCUCUUCCCACCCAGCGGGGGCUCGGCCUUCGUCCUGGGCCACGACGUCCGGUUCGACAUGGCAGCCGUGCGGCCGCACCUGGGCGUGUGCCCCCAGCACAACGUGCUCUUCGACCUGCUGACGGUGGACGAGCACGUGUGGUUCUACGGGCGGCUGAAGGGCCUGAGUGCGGCCGCCGUGGGCCCCGAGCAGGACCGGCUGCUGCAGGACGUGGGGCUCGUCCCCAAGCGGGGGGCACAGACCCGGCACCUCUCGGGCGGGAUGCAGAGGAAGCUGUCCGUGGCCAUCGCCUUCGUGGGCGGCCCCCACGUGGUCAUCCUGGAUGAGCCCACGGCCGGCGUGGACCCCGCUUCCCGCCGUGGCAUCUGGGAGCUGUUGCUCAAGUACCGGGAAGGCCGCACCCUCAUCCUGUCCACACACCACCUGGACGAGGCGGAGCUCCUGGGAGACCGCGUGGCCGUGGUGGCCGGGGGCCGGCUGUGCUGCUGCGGGUCCCCACUGUUCCUGCGUCGCCACCUGGGCUCCGGGUACUACCUGACGCUGGCCAAGAGGCCGCCGCCCCUGACCGUCUCUGCGAAGGGUGGCGCUGAUGUGCAGCACAGCCGGGAGCCGGGCGGCCAGGGAGCCACGGCGGGCGCAGCCCAGCUCCUGGCCCUGGUGCGGCGCUCAGUGCCCGGUGCCCGGCUCGUGGAGGAGCUGCCGCACGAGCUGGUGCUGGCGCUGCCCUACAAGGGUGCCCAGGACGGCAGCUUCGCGCGGCUGUUCCAGGAGCUGGACGGGCAGCUGGGGGAGCUGGAUCUCACUGGCUACGGGAUUUCGGACACCAGCCUCGAGGAGAUCUUCCUGAAGGUGGUGGAGCAGUGUGCUGCGGACACAGACCCAGACCCAGACCCGGAGGGCGGCCGACCCCGCCAGGGGCUCCGGAUUCUGCCCGAGGAGCCGGCGCUGGAGAACGGGGAGCCGGCCGGGGCAGCCCCGGAGACCCGGGCCCUGCACGGCGCGGAGCCAGGCGGCGCGGGCCAGGUGCGGGGCUGGGCGCUGACCCGACAGCAGCUCCGGGCCCUGCUGCUGAAGCGCUUCCUGCUCGCCCGCCGCAGCCGCAGGGGCCUGUUCGCGCAGAUGGUGCUGCCCGCCCUCUUCGUGGGCCUGGCGCUGGCGUUCAGCCGCAUCGUGCCUCCCGCCGGGCACUACCCGGCCCUGCGGCUCAGUCCGGCCAUGUACGGGGCCCAGGUGUCCUUCUUCAGUGAGGAUGCACCAGGGGACCCGGGCAGGGCCCACCUGCUGCAGAUGCUGCUCGCAGAGGCGGGGCUGCAGGAGCCCGAGCUGCACAACACCUCCCACCG